This is a messenger RNA of Ectocarpus sp. CCAP 1310/34, 922 nucleotides long. The record is from the annotation of a GenBank genome assembly. NCBI's taxonomy places the organism in Eukaryota, Phaeophyceae, Ectocarpales, Ectocarpaceae.
AUGCCAAACUCCACAGGACCGGGACUGGUCUCCUACCCUGCGGUAGCACUGGCCGCGCUUCUUCUGGGGUGCUCAGAGGUUUUGAUGACGGCUGCCCCGAAGGCGAAUGGCAUCGUUGGAGCCGGCGUGGGAACAUCGGCGGCUAGCGUUGCAGUUGGACGGUCGGUGCUGGAGAGCGCGAAAGCAGCGACGGAUUCCUUGGUGGAGAUAGAUGAGGCCUUGAGAGGGAAGCCAAGAGACGGUGGUUGGGACUUUUAAUGAAGUGGGAGUAGGGUAUACAAACAACACACGGGGCGGUGCUGGCGGAUAGAAUAUGUGCGCGCUGCCCUGCCGUGUUCCGCCGGAUGUGCAAGUACGAUACCGUCCGGUCUUGCGCAGGAAUCGAGAAAGGGGAAAAGCGCGUGUAUAUUCGCAACAGGUAUCGUGGUGAUGUGAGGCACUUGUUGCGACCGCCCUGUGGACACGCCUGUCUCUUGAGGAAAGGAGUCAAGGAGAGCAAGACUACAUACUUGUACAGAGUCUACGCAGGCUCCAAAAAAGUUAGCCACGUUGCACUCGAUCACCACUCGGAUUAGCGAAUGUACACAAAGCACACGACACGUAUUGUUGUUCCCGCCGGUUUCGUGAAGAGGUGGAGGGCGGAGGGUGUCGCUAUCCACGUACGGCUGUUAGGGGGCAGUCUUUGUGUCGUUUUAUGGCUAUGAAACGUAUGAAUCGGAAAUGCGUCCAACCUUGACUCGUACAUACCGCGAUUUGAGCUGUGCAUAUUCGAAACAGCACGCCACAAAAAUCUGAGGACGUCUUUCACCCGUAUUCAAUUCUUACUAUCCAGCGAGCUUUCUUCUAAGCAACAACGGGUAAACAACGUCAGAUUCCCACGUGUUUCGACCACUCCUGGCAGACAUUGCUGUAAGUGGCAUCG